UCACUCACUUUUGGACAUGAGAUGAAACCCUUAUAAUAAUCCUGCCAUACAAACCAGAAUGCAUGACUGUUUCACGAGAGACAUAAACUUCUCUGGCUGAGCCCUUGCUCGCCCACGUGCCCCGGUAAAACUGGAAAAGCCUCCGGGUCACCAGUAAUCGCUCAAACAUAAAAAAAGACAUAGAUAAGAUGGACGGACUCACUCGUGUCGAUCUACCUUCCACUAGCGAACUGACUCUCUCUUUUCUUGACUGAACAUCACAUAAUUACGUAAGGUUGACUUCUAGAAGAGUAGCUACCGACUCGCCGAACAGAUGAGAUUAUUAAUAAAAUAAUAUUUUGUCUUCUAUAUACGUAAACAAGAGUUGCAACAUUAGGAACACGCUGUAAUGUAAUUUCUUUUUGUGUUCUCGGUUAUUACUCGAUCUAUAUGGCCCUAAACACGUCAUUACGGUUCCUCCCGAUCCAUUAACGGUGCUUUUAGGUACCUCAAGUACCGUCCUCGCCGAACCCAUCGCUUGCGACGAAGGGCUUGACGAAUAAAAUAACUAUAGACACAGCCCACUGAAUUUCUCGCCAGAUCGUCUAAGUGGGUCGUGUUUCCGAUCCGGUGGUAGAUUCUGCGAAGCACUGCUCUUGCUAGGGCCAGUGUUAGCAACACUCCCGGUUUGAGCUCCGUGAGCUCACCUACACGUCAAGGAGAAGCUGAUGUAGUCUAUCAAGGCUAUCAGCAUAGGUAGGAAAAAAAACAUAAAGAUCUAUAUGAGGUUUAUCAUCUCAUGAACAGCUAAAGGCGGUGGUCGUUUCAAGCACACUCAAAUCAAUACACAUCUUGUAAAUUGAAUACUGUCACGGGAUCGAAUGGUUUAUAAAUUAGAUAGAAGACGAAGAAAUUACUUGUCUCAAUUUACACUGGUCCGUAUUCACCUUUACUAAUUGGUUACCUACUAUUAAACGUGCCUAUUUGAACCGAAGAGGUUAAUUUGUGUAAUUAUGUGUGUCCUUUUUCACCCUUACUUCUAGAAUUAAAAAAGAAAGCUGCAGGAAAAUGUAUUUUCUUUGGUAAUCAACUCUUAAUUUUGCUAUUUUAUAGGUAUAUUUUUAGUGGUCAAAUUAAUAAUAUCAUGGAACCUAUGUCAAACUAUUAUGGUCAUAUUCUUUGAGACUUUGAGAUGCACAUUAAUUUAAUUUACUAUUUUGUUUUUAGUCCUUGGUCAAAAUUGGUAUAUGACUUAUCGCCCGCGUGGUAUUAGGUGGUUACCGGCGUACACGGGCAACGUAACGUUCUCACCACCACCCAGCUUCAGACAUGAGGUCGAAAUCUCAAUUGUAUAGUAAAACGAAUUUCCUACACUUUAAACCGGAACACCUGAUGGCUUUGCAGUCGUUAUGAUAAUCGUCUUAUCGUUGCCGCCGCUGACUACUCCCCGAAUCCUGAUCACGCAGGAGCCAGUAGACACGUUUUUACAGAUCCAAUAACCUGUGCAUUAAACGCCUUCAGCUCUAACACUAGGAGCUGGCUUAGGGACUCCGGUAACCGUACUCAUCGAACUCGACAAAGAGUUCCACGUGCAACUUAACCCAUGCAUCAGCCCGCUGAGUUUCAUGCCGGAUCUUCUAAGCGGAUCGUGAUUUCGAUUCGGUAGUAGAUUCAUCCGCGAAGCUACUGCUCUUGUUAGGUCUCCAUCAGAGGUGCUCGGGCAGCUGUUAGCUAAUCUCACACCCCCUGGACGAGCUUUUGCUAAACAUUCAAUCAUAAAAAAAGCUUUGCAGUAGAAACGGGUACGUUAGUGGUGCCUAUCCGUGCCAGGUUGCAAUUAAGUCCCGUAAAUGUCUUCACGGUAAUUAAACACUAAAUGUAAUGAUGAAAACUCACCAAAGUCGAGAUAUCCUUGAGCUUACGUACUUAAUAUAGAAGUAGUUACAUAAUAAAAAAGUACAUAAUAGAAAAUUGUUAUGCAUUCAGCAAAAUAUUACGCAUAAUAUUAUGCAGUUUGUUAGCGACCUUGUGGAACGUGAUCACUAGACGACCUCGUAUUUUAACGAACCAUAACGAUCAAAACUUAUUAUAUUAUUUUAUUUUUCUCAAAAGAAGAGUCGAAACUUUAUAAAAACAUUUUUGAAUGCUAUACUCAAAACAAAAAAUUGCACGUCUUUAAAACUAAAUAGAACAUUUUAGAUCCAUUUUGCUUUUCUGAAUAUAUCGAGGAUUGAAAGAAACGAGGAUUGCCUUGCAAAUAAAUGAGAUUAUUUUUCCCAAAAUGAUUUCAUUGAAUACGGUGGCGAACGAGUUCUUCAAAAUUUUGCAAGCGUCUCAGUCUUCGUGGUUAGUUCGCUGGCUGCUUAAUGCCCUUGCUUUAUCCCAAGCAAUUCAACCCAAUGGAUGGCCAGAGAACUAUAAACCAUUAGACGGAGAAAGAUUUAACUUCAUCGUAGUCGGAUCUGGCUCUGCUGGUGCUAUUGUUGCAACUAGAUUGAGUGAAGUUCCACACUGGACUGUUCUGUUAAUAGAAGCUGGAGGUGACCCUCCACCAACUAGUGUGGUUCCAAGUCUGUUUGCAACUCUCUCAAACACUGAAUACGAUUGGUCUUACAAAGCAUAUCUUGAUGAAGGGGUUGGUGAAACUCAUCCUGGUAGAGCAAUUUUUAUGACCAGAGGUAAAAUGCUUGGAGGAAGUUCGUCCAAUAACUACGAGAUAUACACGAGAGGCGUCCCUCAAGAUUACGAGGAAUGGAAUCUAGAAGCUCCUGGUUGGGACUGGAACACUUGUCUUUAUUAUUUCAAAAAACUUGAAAAUAUGACUGAUAUUUCAUUAUUCCAAAAUCCUUAUAAUGCUCAUCUUCAUUCUACCAAUGGGCCUGUAGCCGUUAGCAGGCCAGAAGAUAAUGCGUAUAGUUUAAAAAUAAAUGAAGUCAUGUUGAAAAGUUAUGAAGAAUUGGGCAUCAGAAGAGUUUUGGAAAACAAUGGCCCAGAAAUAGAAGGAAUUUCAAGGCCUCAUUUCACUUUUGCUAAUGGUAGAAGAUCCAGUACUGCUGAAUCGUAUCUAAGACCCACAAAAGGUAGACCGAACUUGUUUAUUGCAAAAUAUGCGAGGGUAGUUAAAAUUUUAUUGGAUCCCUACACCAGAACUACUUAUGGUGUUAAAGUUAUGUUACAAGAUGGUAAUGUUAUUAAUCUAUUUGCUGAUUCUGAAGUUAUUUUGUCAGCAGGAACAAUCGAUAGCCCUAAAUUGCUAAUGCUUUCUGGCAUAGGACCCCAUGAAGUUCUGCAAAAACAUGAUAUCGAUACAAUCGUAAACUUGCCAGUGGGUAAAAACAUGCAAGAUCACGCAUAUGCGCCUAUUCUUUUCACUGGAAAAGCCGGACUGUCUAGUAUAAUUCCUAAUCUUGUUCUUGCCACUCAAUUGGAUUCGUUUCCAAUUCCAAUACAAUCCGGUUUCUUCAGUUUGGGAGGUUCAGUUUCGCAGAGUAAGCCGGAUUUCCAAAUUUUUAGUCAAAAUAUUGGAGCAUCGGCUUCAGUGUUGAUCAGGUAUGGUUGCUCGGCGAUAACCAAUUACAAUGAUGAGUUUUGUUAUUCGCUUGCAAAGCCAAAUAAUAUUAGGGAAAUUAUUCUGGCGUCAGUUCUAUUACUACAUCCGUAUUCAAGAGGACAAGUUAGUUUAAGGAGCAACAAUCCUCUCGAUGAUCCAAUAAUUGAAUUAGGAUAUUUCAGAGAUGAUUUUGAUUUACAUAAAUUAACCGAAGGUCUAAAAUUUAUAAGUAAUCUAGUCAAUACAAGUUAUUUAAGGAAAGUCAAUGGAACUAUACCAAAGCUUGCUGUAUCUCCAUGCAAAGAGUUCGUCUGGGGCUCAGACGAUUAUUGGACAUGCUACGUCAGAAAUGUAGCUGGUUCUCUGCUUCAUCCAGUUGGAACGUGUAAGAUGGGGGCUGACGGAGUAGUCGAUGAGAGAUUAAAUGUUCACUCCGUUAAAGGAUUGAGAGUUGUGGAUGCUUCUGUUAUGCCAAAAAUACCAAGUGCGAAUAUUAAUGCACCUACUAUGAUGAUAGGAGAGCACGCGUCUGAUCUCAUCAAAGAAGAUUACGGCGUAUUUUCUAGAUGACAUUAAUAUGUCAUAUGUUAAUGAAGUUUGAAUAAUAUUAAUCAUACUAGUGAAUUUUAAAAUAAUUAUAAUUAAUUAUAAUUAACGCUAUUAUUAUCAGGCCAUAAAUUAAAUAGUUUAUUUUCAAUGUUAAAUGUUUGUGAUGUUGCAGUACUUUUUUAAAUAAAUAAAUAAAUUUUGUGCAAUUUAAA
Bombyx mori (domestic silkworm) is the source of this 4290-nucleotide messenger RNA. Its product is annotated as ecdysone oxidase. The record is from RefSeq and is a predicted model, not a curated record. The transcript has 4 exons. Gene Ontology annotation, molecular function: flavin adenine dinucleotide binding; oxidoreductase activity, acting on CH-OH group of donors. NCBI's taxonomy places the organism in Eukaryota, Metazoa, Arthropoda, Insecta, Lepidoptera, Bombycidae. The coding region runs from base 2261 to 4099 and encodes 612 amino acids.